AUGUCCGUCUUCUUCAACGACAUAUCCGAGGACAACCCCGUGCGGCAGGGCGACGUCGAGAAGCUCCUGCAGCCCCUCGGUCUGACGAUCAAGGCCGGAGAGUCGGCCGACUAUCAGCGACUCCUUGCCGCGGUCCACGACUGCGCCACUCGCAUCGAUAGCCUCCCCGACUAUCAGCCGAUACCCGAUGCGAAGAAAUACCCCCGAGAGAACGUGCAUCUGCCCACGGCCGAAGAGCAACAGUUUGGCCAUGCCUGGGCGUACCGGUUCCUCAUCCGGGGCGACGACUCCUCCGCCAGAGGCCCCUCGCUGCCCUCCCUCAAGGGAAAGACCGUCUGCGUAAAGGAUUGCAUAGCGGUGGCUGGUGUCCCCCAGUUCUACGGCAGCGACGCCUUCCCCCCAUGGACCCCCUCGACAGACGCGACAGUGGUGACGCGAGUCCUGGACGCCGGCGCCGACAUCCUGGGCACGGCGACCUGCGAGCACUUCUGCAACUCGACGGCGUCCUUCACCAGCGCACAGGGGACCGUCGAGAACCCUUUCGAGGAGGGCUAUUCCACGGGCGGCAGCACCUCCGGCGGCGCGGCCCUGGUGGGCUCUGGGGCGGUCGACAUCGCCAUCGGCACGGAUCAGGGGGGCAGCAUCCGGGUCCCCGCGUCGUUUUGCGGCUGCGUGGGGCUGAAGCCGACUCAUGGCCUGGUGCCGUUCACCGGCAUUACGACUGGCGAUGCGAUUGACGACCAUGCUGGGCCCAUAUGCCGGUCUGUCUUCGAAGCUGCCCAGUGUCUUGAUGCGAUGGCGGGAUAUGACGGCAUUGAUGACCGGUCUCUGGGGGCUGCUGCCCACGGCUCUUUCGGGUACUCUGCGGCCCUUCAGGGAGGUGAUGGUCGGCUGGAUGGGGUGAAGAUCGGGCUUCUGAAAGAAGCCUUCGACCACGAGGUUGUUGACCCUAGAGUGAGGGAUCAUGUUCUCGCUGCCGCCCGGAAGCUCGAGUCACUAGGAGCGACCGUCGAGGAAGUCUCAGUUCCGCUCCACCUGGAAGGUCCCUCGAUCUGGACGAUUCAGCAGCGCAUAUCAGGCUCCUCGGGCAUCUUGGGAAGGGCUUCCGGACGGAGGGGCCUAGGCUUGACCGAGUUUGAGAAGACACGCCUGCCAUGGACCGACGCAAGUUUCCAGAGGCUGUUCCCCUCAACUAAGAACACGGUCAUCAACGGCCUGUACCUGUCCGACAGGUUCCCCGGUCUAUACAGCAAGACAGUCAACAUCGGCCGACAGAUCAGCGACGCUUAUGAAAGAAUGUUCGAGAGCUACGACGUCAUCGUCAUGCCGACGGCCCCGUUCGUGGCUCCGCGACACGGCACUCGGGACUCGGUCCUGCGCUCCUUCGAGCCCACGAUCGGCUUGACGACGAAUACCGCCGUCUUCAACGUGACUGGACACCCGGCAAUGUCGAUACCCGUGGGCUUCCUUGCCGCAAAAGACGAUGCGAGAGUGCAGCUCCCUGUCGGGAUGCAGAUCGUGGGCGGGUUGUGGCAGGAGAGGAAGAUCCUGAAUGUUGGACAUGCCUGGGAGACGAAAUUUGACUGGCGAACCUUCAAGACAGGUCAUGGGGCAUGUCAGUCCCCGUCCGACUUAUCAACAACGGUGAGUGUUAACGGAAGCACAAUGCCUGAGCUCGGGGUCCCAACAUCACCGAGUUUGAAGAGGGUGAAGCUUUCCGCUUGA
Molecule: messenger RNA, 1725 nt
Organism: Diaporthe citri
Lineage: Eukaryota; Fungi; Ascomycota; Sordariomycetes; Diaporthales; Diaporthaceae
Exons: 2
Coding region: 1-1725 (574 amino acids)
Molecular function (GO): catalytic activity
Source: RefSeq, a predicted model, not a curated record